Molecule: messenger RNA, 5790 nt
Organism: Petromyzon marinus (sea lamprey)
Lineage: Eukaryota; Metazoa; Chordata; Hyperoartia; Petromyzontiformes; Petromyzontidae
Gene: RASA1
Product: RAS p21 protein activator 1
Biological process (GO): regulation of GTPase activity
Molecular function (GO): protein binding
Source: RefSeq, a predicted model, not a curated record
CCUCCCACUCCCCUCACCCCCUCCCUCACCAAGAUGGCGGAAGUCGGCGGCCCGGGCGGGGACUCGCGCUUGGCGGCGGGGAUGGCGGCCCUCGCCGCGUCGCUGCCUUCGCGCGCCGCGGCCGAGGACAACGGCCCCGCGUCGUCGAGCGCCGCGGGCGGCGAGGAGGACGGCCAGGAGUUCGACGAGGAGGAGCUGGACGUGCCGCUCGAGGCGCCGCCUCAGAACCAGUGGUACCAUGGCAAGCUGGACCGCUCCAUCGCCGAGGAGCGGCUGCAGCAGGCGAGUCGCCCAGGCAGUUACCUCGUACGCGAGAGCGACCGCCAGCCUGGAUCCUUUGUGCUCUCCUUCCUCGGCAAGACCGGAGUCAACCACUUCAGGAUCAUUGCAAUGUGCGGUGACUACUACAUCGGCGGGCGGAGGUUCUCCUCUCUGUCCGACCUCAUCGGCUACUACAGCCACGUGUCCUGCCUGCUCAAGGGGGAGCAGCUCCUCUACCCCGUGCCCCCUCCUGAGCCGGUCGAGGAUCGGAGACGCGUGCGCGCCAUCCUGCCCUACACCAAGGUGCCGGAGACGGACGAGCUCAGCCCUGUCUUCCAGACCCUCGUGUACCUGGCACUCUCUUACGUUUUUCUGCUCUGCUUCAGCUUUGUGAAGGGCGACGUGUUCAUCGUGCACAACACACUGGAGGAUGGCUGGCUCUGGGUGACGAACCUGCGCACCAGCGAGCACGGAGUCAUCGUCGAGGACCUGGUGGAGGAGGUGGCCAGCAAGGAGGAUCCUCAUGAAGGAAAGCCGUGGUUCCAUGGCAAGAUCACGAAGCAGGAAGCGUACACCCUCCUCAUGUCCGUGGGCAAGGUGUGCAGCUUCCUGGUACGCCCGUCGGACAGCACGCCGGGUGACUACUCGCUCUACUUCCGCACGCCCGACAAUAUCCAGCGCUUCAAGAUCCAGCGGUCCACCAGCACGCAGUUCAGCAUGGGCGGCCGCUACUACAACAGCAUCGACGAGAUCAUCAAUCACUACAAGCAGGAGCAGAUUGUGGAGGGACACAACCUCAAGGAGCCCGUGCCCGUCCAGGACAACAAGUUGUACUGCAACAUGGUCGAUGGCAAGGACAUCUACCGCACGAUCCGCGAGCGGCAGAGAGACACGAUGCUGCUCAAGAACGUGGUGAAGAAGGGCUACCUCCUCAAGAAAGGCAAGAGCAAGCGCUGGAAGAGCCUGUACUUCGUGCUGGGCGGGAACGAUGCACAGCUCUUCUUCUUCGAGAGCGAGAAGCGUGCCACCAAACCCAAGGGCCUCAUCGACCUCAGCAUCUGCUCCAUCUACGCCGUGCACGAGAGCUUCUUCGGACGGCCCCACUGCUUCCAGAUCGUGGUGCAGGACUUCAGCGAGGAGAACGACAUCUUCUACUUUGCCGCUGAGACCCAGGAGUCGGCGCAGGAGUGGAUGAAGGCCAUCCAGCAGUCCUGCGCCAAGUUCCGCCGUCUCACGCAGGGCUCCACCAACAAGCACCUGCGCCAGGUGCGCAGCCUCACGCUGUACGUGGAGGAGGCGCACAAGCUCCCGGCGAAGCACCUGACGCACCCGUACUGCACCAUCCUGCUCAACAACGUGCAGGUGGCGCGCACGCCCGCCAAGGAGGGGCAGAACCCCGUGUGGGCCGAAGAGUUUGUCUUCGAUGACCUUCCCCCGGACAUUGAUGUGUUUGAGAUCGUCCUCAGCAACCGGACCAAGAAGUACAAGGAUCCUGACAUCUUGUUCAUGUGCUGCCCGCUGAAGCGGCUGCAGAAUGGUCACCUGACAGACGAGUGGUUCCAGCUGACGUCGCACGUGCCGCUGCGCGGCGUUGAGCCCGGCUCACUGCGCGUCAAAGCUCGCUACUCGCUCGAGGUCAUCAUGCCCGAGGACGAGUAUGCCGACUUCCGCGAGCUUCUGCAGCAGCCACGCGAGUACCACGUGGUGCAGGCGCUGUCGCACGUGUGCGGCCAGGACCGCUCGCUGCUCGCCAGCACGCUCCUGCGCGUCUUCCGGCACGAGCGGCAGGAGGUGGCGCUGCUGCGCACCUUCAACGACCGCGAGAUCAGCAUGGAAGAGGAGGCGGCGACGCUGUUCCGCGCCACCACGCUGGCCAGCACGCUCAUGGAGCAGUACAUGAAGAGCACGGCCUGGCCGUUCAUCCAGCACGCGCUGCGCGACACCGUGCUGCGUGUGCUCGAGAGCCGCCAGUCUUGCGAGCUGAACCCGAGCAAACUGGAGAAGGGAGAGGACGUGAACGCGAACCUGGGCCACCUACUCGCCCUCCUCUCCGAGCUUAUCGAGAAAAUCUUCCUGUCCACGGACGACUUCCCCAUGACGCUAAGGUUCCUCUUCGGCUGCCUGCAGAAGUCCGUGCAGGAGAAGUGGCCGGCAAACGAAACCAUGCGCACGCGCGUCGUCAGCGGGUUUGUGUUCCUGAGACUCAUCUGCCCGGCGAUCCUCACACCCAAAGCUUUCGGCAUCAUCUCCGACCCCCCAUCUCCUACAGCCGUCCGCACUCUCCUCCUCGCCGCCAAGUCCCUUCAGAACCUCGCCAACCUCGUCGAGUUUGGAGCCAAGGAGGCGUACAUGGAGGGCGUUAACCCGUUCAUCAAGCACAACCGCCAACGGAUGGUCACCUUCCUGGACAAACUCGCGAAUGUGCAGGAGUUGUGCGAUUCCCCGGAGCACUUCAAGACGGACGUGUCGCGCGACCUCGCGGCGCUGCACAAUGUCUGCGUGUGCCACCUGGACGAGCUGCGUACGCUGAGCAACGAGCGUGGGGUGCAGCAGCACGCGUUGAAGAAGCUGCUGGCCAUCACGGAGAUGCUGCAGCAGAAGCAGAAUCAUUAUCUGUCCAUGGGCGGGCAGGUCAGGUAGCCUCCGGUUGUGUCCUCCUGCACAACCAGCUCAGCCUCGGCAGCCCCAGCCCAUCCAUCGCCUUCGCUCUAAUUUAUUUUACUCCACCCACCUCGGUUCUAACGCGUCGUCGUUUAUACGUAUAUUUUUUUCUCCAUCCCCCCCCCAUUCGCAAACUCGACAGCGCAACGACCGAGGUCUCCUCCUGCCAAUCACAGCCUGCAACGUGUAAUUUAUAGCUCAAACAUACUCGUCUCUCUCUGACGGUUUUUUUUUACGUCGAUUUAUAAAUAUGUGUAUACUUCGUAAAAUUUUUGUAUCAUGUUUAUUAUUAUUCCCGUCAACGUCUCUGCUCCGCAAUCGUUUUCUCCGCUCGUUUUUUUCCUUCGCGUCGCCCGUUCAUUCGGCCGAUCGCCGUCGGCCGAGCCCGGCGGGUUUUCUCCCCCCCCCCCCGUGCCAUGGCGUCACACUCGUCCAAUCGCAAGCCGACUUCCGGGCCACGUGACCGUACCCCCCCCCCCCCACGCCACUUUCGUCCAAUGGUGCGGCCCAAUCCGGCAGCCGCGCUCUCUCUCUGUCUCUCUGAUUCCUGCGGAAUCGUAAAUUCUGCCGCGGAGGAUGGACUAAGAGCGUGCACACGUGUCGCGUGUCACCUCCUGCCUCCCGCUGGCUCGUGGUUCAUUGAGUUAAUUGCUGCGGAUUUGUUUGGGUUGGCACUUGCACCCCUCCCCCGCCCACCCGACUGCGUGUUUUUACUUGCGAACGGUGGCGGCGACUUUGACGACGUUCUGAAGCGCGAGGAAUAAUUAUAAUCGAUGCAUUAAUGAGAUAUGAUGGGGUGGGUACCAGGUGUGGGGGAGGUUGGGGAAAAGGGGGGGUGUAGGGGAGGGUAGAUGGGAUUAAUGGGAUAAUUAGUAGGGGUCGGCACCAGUUAGGUAAGGGGGGGGGUGGGGUUUGAAUCAAUAAAUUAGUGAUCAGCUAACACUAUGCAAAAUGACGUGUGAAAAACACACGCAAGCAACAGCCACCACCGCACGGACGGAACGGAUGGAUCACCGGAGGGACAAACAUUACCAGACGGAUCACCGGACGGACGGACAGGACGAUCACCGAACGGCCCGACAAAAUGCCGGACGGAUGGAGGGGAUCGCUGGGCACGCAGGGCGCAUGGUCGCGGCGCCGCCUCGCAGACGCUCCGCGGCGCGAUGCGAGCGGCCGCAAGCGUCGCUGGCUACUCGCGGUCACGCCUGGCGAGUGAGUGGCUCAACAGCCGACCCAACUGCCACUGGCUGCUCAAUUUGACGAACCGCUCGGGCGGUUUAACCCGGCGCUUCCCAACCUUUUCUGGACACGCGGACCGCAGCCAACCAAUCGUGCUGUGAAAUGCCAUGAAAACUAUUAACUUGCUUUUUAUUGAGCGUUCUAAACAGUCGUGCCAUGGGCGGUCGAACACGCGGUGCUUUAGUGAAGGGGAAUCGGAGUUUCAGUACCAGUGGUUUGCACGACGCCGGUUGGGAAAAACCCGCUUGGCAUGACUGCUGGCCAUGAAAUCUGGUCUCGUGUUCUUUGCGCAACAGCCACGGGCCGUCGAGUCGGGGCGGCGUGGCGAGUUUGAAAAGAGGGAGAUUUUUAUUCUUUUGGGUCUUUGUUUUCUCGGGGCGGGGGCCGGUGAUUCCGCGCAGCACGUCCAGGGCGGCCGGCCGGCAACUCGUGACCGGCGCGGCAAGGUGCCAAAGCCACCACCGGGUUGAGCAGAGCCGAACGAGCGAGUCUCCGGGCUCCCGUGUGCCGGGCACACACACACACACUCUCGCUAAUGAAGACAUCGCAACAAAAACAGGGUUUCUAAAUGCCGGUGCGGUCGUCAUUUAGGCUGCGAUUUCUUAAUUACGAUGUUCUCUAAUGAAAUGAUGUCGAUAAGCACAAGGUUGCAUGGUAAUAGUUCCGCACGUUCUCUCGUGUUGGAGCAACUGGGGGGGGGGGGGGGGGGGGGGGGGGGCAGGUUGUCUGGCGAGCGAUCGAGCCUGCAGCCCCUAGGACAUGCGAGUGCUGACUUGUCCCCCCUCCACCCUGUGGGAGUUCUGAGGAGUCGUGAACGCAGCGUUUUGCUGUCGUGCACAGGGAAGGCAAAAGAAGCAGAAAAAUGGUUAACAAAACAAACAUUGACGAUCGUUGGCUUCCCAGCAAGCGCGUGCUUGGUCUCUGGUGCGUUGUCUCAAGGAAACUUUCGCGUCAAAGAAAAACAACGUCAACGUUCAUCCGUACGCAUCCCGAGAUACCGGACCCGGUGUCCCGCGCCGAGGGCGGCUGUCCCGCGGUGGCGUUGGGUGUCUUUCUGGAUUCCCGUCCACGCCAGCGUCUGCUCUGCCCCCCCCGCGUUCCCGUUCCGCGACGUCCUCCCUCGUCGCGCCCCCCUCGUUUCGCCACCCACCGCCGUUGCGGUCGCGUCGCCUCUUCCCUGCCGCCCGCGCCUCUCGAGAUAGUUUUCCACUACGUGCACUUAACUAUACAGACAAACAAAAACUUUCAAAAAUUGCAAUAGCAAACAAAAAAAAUUUAACCGUUGCCACCGCCACCACCGCGCACCCUCGUUGCUGUCUCCUUACUCUCAAAGUGCGACACCUCGUCUCGCCGGUGCCAUCUGUAAUGCGCCCGUUGCUCCCACUGCUCGCGAUGUUUCCCAUGUCACGUUGCUGCCGUCACCACCGGCUUCACAGUUUUCUUCUUCUUCGAUGAUGAUGAUGAUGUUACCGUCGUUUAAUACUUAAGAGCCGCGACGAACGGGCGGCAGAAUCGGCCGAAAAUUGUAGUUUAAAACUGACGACGUUUUUCUUUUUGUACACGACAUGUAUCAAAUGAAUAAAUGCUGUUUGUUGUUGGAAUAACAAUGCCAAAUAUGUACAUAAAUCA